Gadus macrocephalus (Pacific cod) is the source of this 659-nucleotide messenger RNA. RefSeq names its product interferon alpha-inducible protein 27-like protein 2A. The transcript has 4 exons. Bases 115 to 405 code for a protein of 96 amino acids. Lineage: Eukaryota; Metazoa; Chordata; Actinopteri; Gadiformes; Gadidae. The record is from RefSeq and is a predicted model, not a curated record. Gene Ontology annotation, biological process: apoptotic signaling pathway. Gene Ontology annotation, cellular component: mitochondrion; membrane.
CUCCUCAUAUUAGACAUUCUCUGGUAUAGCUUUCGUUUCCUCUUUCUCCCUUCUCACACCCUGCCUCCCCAUAUAAAGGGGAAAGAGAUUGCGUCCUCGUCAUUUCUCUGCAAGAUGGGUCUUUUAACCGCAGCAAUCGUUGGUACACUUGGUGCUGGUGGUGCCGUGGUCGCUGCCCCUUUCGUUCUGGGGGCCGUUGGAUUCACCGCGGUCGGAAUCACCGCUGGGUCAUGGGCUGCAGGCAUGAUGUCAGCAGCUGCCGUAGCGAACGGAGGGGCUGUGGCAGCGGGCACGACAGUGGCCGUGCUGCAGGCAGCAGGUGCGGCUGGUCUGGGCACAGCUGCGACUGCUGCAACUGCUAGUGCAGGAGGAGCGACGGCAGCUCUACUGGCUUUUCUCAUCUAACGACAGCCGGAACUUGUCCAAGCGAAUCUUUCAUUCAUUUUUUGUAUUAGGCUACAUUACACAAAGGCCUUUAAAAACAUUUUCUUCCCCAUUUCUCUUAGCAAUCCUUGCUAACAUUGGAAUGGGGCUGGUGUAUCAUUUUAAAUAUGUCAGUUGACCUUGUUAAACAAAAUUCUGAAGCCAAAUUUAUUUCUCAUUGCUUAUGCUUACAAUGCAGCCAUCAAAACAAAAUUCAAUAAAAACAUUACAGCAUA